Molecule: messenger RNA, 990 nt
Organism: Knipowitschia caucasica
Lineage: Eukaryota; Metazoa; Chordata; Actinopteri; Gobiiformes; Gobiidae
Source: the annotation of a GenBank genome assembly
AUGAAUAACUUGGUCAAAGACUGCCUGGCCAUUGUCAUCUACUCCGUCACGUUCCUCUUGGGCCUCCCUUCCAACAUUUUAGUAUUCUUCGUUUACGUCCGCAAAGCCCGUAAACGCGGCGCCACACCCAACGUUGUGUACGCGCUAAACCUGUGCGUCGCUAACCUGGUUCUCGUGGCGUGGAUUCCCGUCAAAGCGUUCGAAGUCCUCCUGAACAACUGGAAGCUUCCGGCUCUGGUCUGUCCCAUUUUUAACUUCUUCUUGUUUUCCUCGGUGUAUGGGAGCUGCCUUUUCAUCACCGCCGUCACCGUUGGACGCUACCUCAGCAUCGCGUUCCCGUUCAUCUACAAAAUGUACCGCCGCACUAAGAUCUCCUGCUUCUUCAGCGUUGCAUUGUGGGUCAUCGUGUGGGUCCAUCUCAGCAUCGGACUCGUCGCAGAAGGCGGAGCCAACUUCAUCUCUGUUGAAAAUGACAUUGUCGCUUGUUAUGACUCCUUCAACGACACACAACUGGAUGUUCUGCUGCCGCUAAGACUUGAGAUGGCGAUCGGGUUGUUCAUUCUGCCGUUGAUAAUAACCUCGUUUUGCACUUUGCGUUGCGUGGUGCUCGUCUGGCGCUCAAAUCUCCGACCUCUCGGCAAGAAGCGGGUGUUGACAGUGGCCUUAUCCACGCUAGCUGUGUUUGUUGUAUGCUACGCGCCCUAUAAUACGUCCCACAUCGUCGGCUUCAUUCUGGACGCCAACGUGGAGUGGAGGAGUUUGGCGAUUCUAACCAGUUUGUUCAACGUGUUCUUGGAGCCCGCGGUGAUGCUGUUGCUAUCGCCGGCAGGUUCCAGAGGCAUCAUGGGAAGGAUCUGCGGACGGCAAAGUCAUUUUAGUCGGAUCAAAAGGAUUCCCAGGAAGAGUGUGGGGAAAAACAAAGCCGUGAAUGUGCCCGAGAAGCAAACGGAAGACGGUGAAAGAGAAGCGAUCGAAAACAACCAGGUGUGA